Messenger RNA from Penicillium subrubescens, 615 nucleotides. RefSeq lists its product as uncharacterized. The coding region runs from base 1 to 615 and encodes 204 amino acids. The record is from RefSeq and is a predicted model, not a curated record. The transcript has 2 exons. Lineage: Eukaryota; Fungi; Ascomycota; Eurotiomycetes; Eurotiales; Aspergillaceae.
AUGGACAAGCCCUCCCUGAUAUUGACCAUCUCUCUUACCUUCUCCAUCACCGCAUUGGCAUUCCCUCGCGAAACCGGCGUCAAUAAUCAUGUCCAGCCCACCAAAGUUGUGACGGCUGCACCUCCAGCCAUCACCGAGGAGGGAUCACUGCGCUGCUUUGAUGGAGCCACUAUUCUACAUACAACAGACUGUACGAUGGGUACUCCGGUCUCCUUCUGCUUCAAGCCCCAGACACCUAUUACCUGUGAUGAAGGAUACUUCCCUUCAGUCUGGCAUCCCGAUCACUGCAUAGAGGUUUCGACUUGCUUCCCCACAGAUGCAGAUUGGAUCACCACCGAAUGCUCCAAUGCCGUUGCUUGCGCUUGCCCAUCCGAUCAAUGGUAUAGCAUGACGACUAUCGACGGGGCUUCUGAUUUCGAAACGUACUGCAUGCCUACCCGAUCAUGCUCCCCUGGAAUGACAACUUCCAUGAGCAUCAAUGAGUACUGUGCCACUGCAUCGGCAGAUAUUUGUUCGGGUUUACCUCCUCAUGCAGAUCGAUGCGAAUGCGUGGGUCGGAAUAUGACUCCUGUCUACCCUGAUGGCCCUGGUGCCACUGCUACAGGAUGUGAAUAG